Messenger RNA from Durusdinium trenchii, 3718 nucleotides. The record is from the annotation of a GenBank genome assembly. Lineage: Eukaryota; Dinophyceae; Suessiales; Symbiodiniaceae.
UACCCGAGCAGGGAGCAAUAAGCAACAUCCAAGAGUGACUGGCCCUUUGUUGCGUGCAGCCAUGGUGCUGCAACCUCCAAUCUGGGCCGACUUGCGCCCUGGUGUGGAUCCCCUGCUGGGUGGGCCACAGCUGCUGGCACCAGGGCCCUGCUUCUCACGGCCCAUCUCUCCAGGCAUGCCACCACGCAUUACGCCGGUUGGCCCUUUGUGGACACCGGUCUCCGGUCCGAUGCCCCCAGUGCAGCUCCCUUGGCCUGGACCAGGGUCUGGCUCUGGUGAGCCACAGUUGCAGAUCUUGCCUCCGAUGCCACGAGUUGGCAAGGAGUCAUUGGCUUUGGGCACAUUCCAUCCAUCGACGCUAUCGCCGCGAAAGUUCAAUUUGCCAGAGGAUUUGCUCUCUCGUAUUGAAGGUGUGGUCACGAACAUGGAAAAGAAUGUCGCUGAAGAGCAGAGGCUACGCAUCUCCGAGGCCGUUUGCAGCUCCUGCGGGGCAGCCCUGACCGGCGAUGCACGGUUCUGUGAUCGUUGUGGCCGGCAGCAGGUGGACCAUGCUCCAGAGGACGAUUUGGUCCAAAACCUCGCCCAGCGACUGGAAAGUUUGGAAUCCCGGCGUCAGGUCGCAGAGCAGCGCGCUACCCAGUUGGAAGAGUUGCGGCGACUGGUGGCCGAAGGACGGCACAAGCAGUACUUGACGCAUUUCAUCACCCUUGAUGAUCAUGGUUUUGACCUUCAAAAGCGCGAGAAUGGUAGCGCAGCAAGCACGCAAUCGACAGGCAGCCGUGAAGUCAAAAGCGCUGAGGACUCUCAGCUUCACGCUGCCUUGGCCCAAGUGGAAGACGCUUUCACCGAGGAGCUCAACGUCUUGGGUGUAGCAGGUGCAGAGAGUCGCCUUCACGAGCGCCUCGAAAGACUACUGAAGGCGGUGCUGCACCGGGAGUCAGUGGCAGAGGCACGCCUGAAAGAGCAGCGAGAGCUCACCCAUGCUGCCGAGAGAGAGUUGCAGGUGCUGGAGGAGACCUCCCAGAAAGUACUUGAAGAUUGUCGACUGCUGCAGGCCCGAGUUCGAGAGUUGGAGCACCAUGAGACGAACAGUCAUCACCACCGUCAGCAUGCUACCGAGCUUGAAGAGCGUGUGAAGGAGCAUAGCCGUUUGCUAGAGCUCGCGCACACGAGAGAGGCGGCAUUUAGAGAGGACAUCCAGAAAGUGGAGGCCUUGGAGCAAGAAAAUGAGGAGCUGCGUGAGCUGCACAUCCGACAGCAGCAGAGAGCGCAAGAGCAGCUGGAUGAGCUGCAGGAGGAAUUGGCUCGCGCAAAGGAGCAGCUUGAAGAUCAUAUGCAGCAGCAUGGUGACCUGCGAGGUCAUAACUCACACCUGGAGUCACAAUGGCAGAGUGCCGAGCAGCGUGCGAUGCAUCAUGCGACCCGCGCGGAGGAGCUGGCAGAACAGAUGCGACUAAUGGACGAGGGAAGGCACCAACACAGAGAGACUUUGGAGCAAGAAGUGGUGCAACAGCGCCAAAAGAUCCAAGGCCUCGAGGGUGCUUUGGUCCAGCUCGGUCAAGACGCCCAGAAGGCGGAAGACUUAGCCCAAGAGCAGAUCGAGGUGUUGCAGGAGCGGUUAAGACACAUGGAGGCCUUGGAAAACCGGCCGGACGUGGCGCGCAUCGAGGAGAGGAACAUGGAGUUGAUGCGAGAAGUUGACAAGUUGCGCUCGCAACUGAAGGCCUACGAGAAGGCGCAGGCACAGCCACCCAGCCCUCCCAUUGAACCUCUUCGACGCUCUUCUAUUGCCUCCAAUGACAGCGAUUUUCGGUCCAAAGUCAGCUCUGUGAAACGUCGGGCCUCGGAACUUCUUCGCCAAGCAGCUGCACCAAACUCGCAGCUCUUGGAUGUUCAGAUCCGUGCUGGGGCCCAAAGUUGGCAAGAAGGUGGCAGUUUCUCUGCUGGCUUGCAUUCCAAUGCAGAUGAGGCAAGCAUACGUGCCGAGUGGCACCAGCUCUCAGUGCUGGUAGAUGCAGCUGCUUGUGACCUGGCAGCAUUGAAGGAAGAAGCCAGCACCCAUCAUGAGCUGCCACCUCAAGUGCUUGAGGAGGUUAUGCAAGAGAUCGAGCUGGCCUGGGCGAACUGCAAAGAUGAAACAGGGAUGCUGCAAAGCAGUAGCGCCCUGGAUGGCAUGUCGGAGGCGCAGCUGCAAAGCUUAGCUGCUGAUCUAGGUUACCUCGAUGGCAGCCAUCAAAAUGCCUGGAAGGAGGAGACCCCAAUGCAUUGGGCAGCUGCGCAUGGCCGGAGGGAUCUUGCAGAGUUUCUUUUGAGGCAGGAUCAAGGGGAAGCCCUUCUGCGAAGAGUGGACCAUGAAGGCCGCAUCCCUGCAGAAGUGGCUGAAAGGCAUCACCAGGUCAGCAUGGCGCAGUUUCUGCGUGGUCACAUGCAGAGAAAGCCUCCAAAGAAGGUGACUUUGGAAGACAGUCUUCCUCCAGCCUACCAGCAAGUCUUGAAACAGGUGGUGCAAGAAGGCUGGGGAUCAGUGCAUUGGAAAGAUGGUUUCACUAUGCUUCACUGGGCGGCUUCCAAAGGGGAGGUGGAAUUAGCUCGAUACCUGCUACAGCUCCGGGCCGAUCCAGAAGCUCGUGAUGACACGCACCACCGGACGCCUUUGGACUGGGCCGAGCAUGAGGGCCACUCCCAGGCAGCAGAGAUGCUUCGGAGACAGAGCAGAAGCCGACUUUCGGGGCGAUUGUCUUCCUCCGGAGGGGCUUUCCGGCAGGCCAGAAGCUCCUUGCCUGCACCUGCAUCGCCCAGCUAUGAAGCUGCCAACCGGCGAAAAUCUGAAGCAAUAAUGCGUCGACGCAGUUCCAGGAGAAAGUCAACCAUCCCAGAGGGCUACUUGCCUGUCUUGGAGGAGAUUGACCAGCGAGGAUGGAACAACAUGCAGUGGACUCGAGGAUUUACACUUCUGCAUUGGGCAGCUCAAAAUGACAAACCUGAUUUGGUGGAGCAGCUGUUCGCAAAGGCAGCCGAUCCCAUGCAGCAAGAUGACGACGGCAGGACAGCCUUGGACUUUGCCCGAGAGUCUGGUAGUCCGGCUGUGGUCGAAGCUUUGCAGCGCUAUGCGCCGCCUCAGGCCAGGCAACAACGAGAGGCGGUCAGAUGUGGAUGAGGGAGUCAUCGCCAGUCGUAGCGAAGCAUCCUUGGGUUUCUCGAUGUAUGGAUUUGUACCUAUCAGAAUUUCUUUUAUAGAUUAGAUUCGGAAUACAAAGCCAAGCCUGUGGGUUGUGCCCAUAUCAUGCAUUUUUCUGGACUAAAUAUGUGUCAACAUGUAGUGAAGCAGCAACGAAGAUCAAUAAAGUCAGUGCACAAAUAAUGCGCAAACCAAGUCGACUCGUUCUUGGAAAGUCGUUUGUGUUUUUUGGGAUGUGACUCCUAAGGACCCAAGAUUUGGUGCCGGAAGCAAUUUGGAAAUCAAAAGUUGGCAAUCCACUUGUUGGCGCUUGCAACAGGGGCAGGGGCAUCCUGAGUUAGCUCGGACCUUUCCACAUUGAAGGACAACCAGCGGCAGAUGACGGACCUUAUGCUGAGUGCUCGCAGGUCACAGAACCGGGUCUCCAUUGCGGGUGCCGAUGAUAUGGACGGGUGAUACGUCGCACAACUUUCUAUGACGGAGCUGUGACAACAUGUGACAAUCGGAGGCAGCAACAUUUAGCUCGCAAGAAUCCUUUGC